AUGAUACUACAGCUGAUCGUUCUAAUGGGCGUAUUGAGGGGCGUGGCAGGUUACAGUAGCGGUGCACCCCCUGGGCAGUGUAACCUCAUGUACCCGGGACACGGGGUCCCCGCCCAGCCAGGGCCCGCCCCCUACAGGAUCGAAGUCAGCGAUAACUCGUUCGGGUGUCCGACCGAUAACAUUACAGUUUCUCUGGUGGGCCAGGGACCCGCUGUGUUCCGUGGCUUCUUUUGUCAGCCCCGCCCCAGCCCGAAUGUGUUCUAUACUUCAGGCGUGAUCAGCGCGCCACCUAGCGCAUCGGAUAUGAAGGACCCUUGCGGAGAGGGACGAUCACUCACGCAUACUCUGGGCCGCAUUAACAAGCAGAAGGUUACUUUCUCUUGGACACCAACGAUCGCACAACCAGUCUACAUUGUGUGUAGCGUCGUUGCCACGUACAACACCUUCUGGGUCAAAUUGACCUCUGAGGUCAUCAAUUACGUCCAGAAAGACUGCACCACGCGACAGACGACAAUUUCCCCACAGACGCAGACGACAACUCCAAUCACCACGCCGGCUGUCAGACCUGUUUCAACAACAACAAAGCGUCCGGUAGUACCAGAAGUCGCUACAACAACUGUUGCUACAACCACUGCAGCACCGGUCACGAGAUCCACUUCCGGUCAAACUGACGGCAGCGCAGGGAUCAUUGUUGGCAAUACGACAUCAAACGAUCCAAAAAAUAGUGUUCGCUCAGCCACGUGUAUUACAGAGAUUGUGUUUGCAGCUGUUACUAUUACAAUUGCUUUAGUAUUUUAAGAGACUCCUAUAUA
This is a messenger RNA of Dreissena polymorpha, 812 nucleotides long. Its product is annotated as putative defense protein 3. Bases 1 to 798 code for a protein of 265 amino acids. The transcript is spliced from 4 exons. Gene Ontology annotation, molecular function: oxidoreductase activity, acting on metal ions. The record is from RefSeq and is a predicted model, not a curated record. NCBI's taxonomy places the organism in Eukaryota, Metazoa, Mollusca, Bivalvia, Myida, Dreissenidae.